AUGGCCCACCAGCUCUCACACGCGUCCAACGGCGCGCCCAUCGCCUCCCCCAUCUCUCAUCUCUUCGCACGCUCAACAUCGCUCAAGCUCCGCAACGCACCGCUCAGACUGCCGGCGCUGGUACUGGUGGGAGGCUCGACGGCCGUGGCGAUCGGAGCAUGGCCGUUCUUGGUGCUGGGAAGUCUGAUCCCGCUCGUCGGCCUCGUCUCGAUUCCGACCCUCCUGGCCUGCACUCUCGCUAUCCUGCUCUUCCUCCCCGCAACCCUGUGCCUCCUCUUCGCCCAGCCCGGCUCGCCUUCUCCCCCUCUCCUGCCUCACCUCCCCGUCCUUUCGCCCCUGCGCUGCAUCCGCUUGACUGUCUUCGCCUUCCAAGUCCUCCUCGACGCCUACCGCUCCUCUCUCCUCCCUCUCCUCCUCGACGGCCUGACCAAGCGUAUCCUGAUCCUCGGCGGACGCGAAGCAGACCAGGUUGUGCGCGAGAACAUCGUCUACAUCCCGUCGGACCCGCCCGCGUAUCCCGAAGCAUUAAGGCUAGACGUCUACCGCCCAGAGCGCCCAGUCGAUAAUGGCGCAGACGCCCCUCUCGCGCCGGUGAUCAUCCUCCUCCCGUCUCCCUCCUACCGCCUGACCCACCUCCGCUCCUUCCCCGCCCCGUCUAUCGCACUCCGUCUCCGCCAACGUGGCAUCUGUGUCGUCGUACCCUCCCUCACGCCCUACUCGAGCACGAACCCGGAUGUGCAGGAUGGAAGGGCGAUAGAGAGGAUGGUUGCGGAGACGAGGGAGGCGGUCAAGUGGGUUGGGGAAAAUGUGGAGAGGUACGGAGGUGAUAGGGAGAGGGUUUGGGUCAUGGGGUGCGGAGCGGGAGCGCAUGUUGCGUCGCUCACCUUCGUCCAAUCCGCCGUCAUCGCAGCCCGCAACGCGUUUGCAGCCGCCGAGGCGAAGAAGGCUGACGAGCGGAAGAAAAAGGAGGGGAAGGUCACAGUCGACGAUAGCAGGGGAAGCAGCCUGCUUGGCUCGCCUGCUGGAGCGGAGAAGCGCGCGUCGAGGGGUCAGACGAGCGGUCUCGGGCGCGCCUCUCCGCCGGAGCCGACGUUCGACGACUCCGACGACGACCCGGUCGAAGCCAUUCUGCGACAGUCCCACUCGUCUCGCGUUGAGCUAGGAGAACCGGAAGACCUCGCACUCGAUGUGCAAGAUUCCGAAGCCGAACUCGAGCUCCCCUCCGGUAUCCGUUCCGCCCAACUCUUCACGCUCGACUCUCUCGCCGCCGCAUAUGAAGCCGAGCCCGCUGCCGACAUCUACGCCAACGAGCCCGAAAUGUCGUUCCAGUCACUCGCGUCCUUCCGCCUUCCUCGAGGCGGGAAGAGGGUGAAAGUCAGAGGCUUGUUGCUCGUUGGUGGGACGUACGAUGUUGUCAAGCAAGGGAGGUGGGAAGAGAGGCAGGGUGUCGAAGAAAUCUCGAGCCUCCUGCGCGUCUGCGAUUCUUCCGUCCGCGACAUCCUCCAAGCCUGCCCCUCGCACCUCCUCUACGCCGCCUCACCACUCGUCUCGUCCGCCCAGUCCCCCUCGCUCUCCUCCCUCCUCCCCUCGCAAACCCUCCUCAUCCACGGCGGCGCCGACUUCCUCUCGCCCUAUUCGCAGUCCGUCCUCUUCCACAACUUGCUCGUCGGCGUUGGGUGCAAGAGCGAGGAUGUUGGCGUCAAGUUGUUCAAAAAGAUGAGUACGCUCGGAGGGGUCGAGAGUCUGAUGCACAGCACACAGUACUCGGCGCUCGUCUCGUCCGAAAUCGAGUCGAUGGUGCUCGCAGAGACGGACGCCGGCGAAUCGCAGCAAAAGAACGAGCGGAGCAAGGGCAAGGGCCGGAAUGUCGCCGCUUGA
This is a messenger RNA of Rhodotorula toruloides NP11, 1878 nucleotides long. RefSeq names its product type B carboxylesterase domain containing protein. The transcript has 8 exons. The record is from RefSeq and is a predicted model, not a curated record. Bases 1 to 1878 code for a protein of 625 amino acids. NCBI's taxonomy places the organism in Eukaryota, Fungi, Basidiomycota, Microbotryomycetes, Sporidiobolales, Sporidiobolaceae.